This is a messenger RNA of Bacillus rossius redtenbacheri, 6835 nucleotides long. It is a transcript of the gene Trpm, whose product is annotated as transient receptor potential cation channel trpm. Gene Ontology annotation, molecular function: monoatomic cation channel activity. The record is from RefSeq and is a predicted model, not a curated record. Gene Ontology annotation, cellular component: plasma membrane. The transcript is spliced from 20 exons. NCBI's taxonomy places the organism in Eukaryota, Metazoa, Arthropoda, Insecta, Phasmatodea, Bacillidae. The coding region runs from base 837 to 5975 and encodes 1712 amino acids. Gene Ontology annotation, biological process: metal ion transport; monoatomic cation transmembrane transport; protein tetramerization.
AGAAGAGCCAGUGCGAGGCCGUCGGCGGGCGCGUCCGGGUCGUGUCCAGAGGGGCGCUCGUUGUCCAGGUCGGAGGCGCGUCGUCACGGACACCUCCGUCGGACGAGCAUUCGCGUUCGGUCGUCAACGGUGCUCAACGUCCACAUCGGCGUCGAUCCGAACCCCGCAGUCCGCGCCUGCGCUGCUCGGGCGACGGACGAUCUGCAACUGAAAACGGGGGAAGUGACGCCACGCGAACGAAAGUUUGUCUGCGACAAAAAACAUUUUUUUUUUUCUGCGCGCAGAUUGUAACGACGGCGUUCGCGACAGGCGUUCGCGUUCGCGUUCGCUCGAACGCAGUAACUGCGAGAUCGGACUUGUCGCGACCAAUCCCGACUGCGUGGCUGCGGGAAAAAAAAGUGAAUUCUCCCGCGCAUGCGUCUGUAAUAACUUUUUAAAUUCGAAUCUGAGAAAACUUCUACGAAUUGGUUAAAUUCGAAAAAAAUACUGUUGAAACGCCCUGUCGGUGUAUUGAUUUAGAAUCAUCAUCGACGGAUUUUGAGUCCUGUAGCACUUGUUUUUUUUUUCAUGACGACUGUUUAUUUUUGGUGAUAAAUAGGUUAGCGUAUUUCCAAGCUUAACACUUAAACCAACGGACCGGCCGGCACCACGAGACUUGAAGCGGGGACUUGCCGUGCCGAAUAUUGUUGCUACGCCAAAACAGUUUUGUGGGGGGCCUACAUAGAUCUUUGUUGUUACGUAGCCGGAGGUCUCGGGCGGAGACUCUCCCACGCAGCACGUCGCGGACCGAGGAUCCGCGCGGCUCCGGAGACGGGAUGCUGUGAGAGCGGCGCGGGAUGGAGCGCGAGCUCGUGCCGGCGGGCCGCAGCAGGUACCGCGCGCUCUCCGACCGAGACGAGACCUCCCAGGCCGAGGAAGGCGAAGACGGCCGGGCGAAGACUGCACGUAGUUGGGUGGAGGCGAACUUCCAGAAGCGGGAGUGCAUCAAGUUCAUACCCAGCCCCAGAGAUGAGUCCAGGUGCUGCUGCGGCCUGUCCUACACAUUCCACACCGCGGCGGGGCUCGGCGCCGACACCAACUACAACGCCGUGGAGCAGUGGGUGCCGUCCAAGCACACCAAGGCGACGCCCACGGACGCCUACGGCACCAUCGAGUUCCAGGGUGGGCCGCACCCCAGCAAGGCUCAGUACGUGCGGCUGUCGUUCGACUCGCGGCCCGAGCUCAUCGUGCAGCUGUUCACGCGCGAGUGGAGCCUGGAGCUGCCCAAGCUGCUCAUCACGGUGCAGGGCGGCAAGGCCAACUUCGAGCUGCAGCCCAAGCUGAAGAAGGUGCUGCGCAAGGGCCUGCUCAAGGCCGCCAAGACCACCGGCGCGUGGAUCUUCACCGGCGGCACCAACACAGGCGUGACGCGACAGGUCGGCGACGCCCUUCUGCUGGAGAGGUCGCAGCGGAGCAACAGGGUCGUGAGCAUCGGCAUAGCGCCGUGGGGCAUCGUCGAGAACAACAACGAGCUGAUCGGCCUGAACCGCGAUGUCCCGUAUCAUUCCAUAUCUUCUCCGAGGUCUAAAUUUGCUGCGUUAAACAAUCGCCAUGCGUACUUCCUACUAGUGGAUAACGGCACUGUAGGAAGAUAUGGUGCGGAAAUCAUUCUCAGGAGAAAACUAGAAAAAUACAUAUCCAUUCAAAAACUUCAUCCAGGCACCCACUGCAGCACGCCGGUGGUGUGCCUGGUGAUAGAGGGCGGCACGCACACCAUCCGCGCGGUGCUCGAGUACGUGACAGACACGCCUCCGGUGCCCGUGGUCGUGUGCGAUGGCUCCGGCCGCGCCGCCGAUCUCAUCGCGUUCACGCACAAACACUCAUCCGAGAACGGGGAACAGACUGUUUUAGAAGAAAUGAAAGAUUAUCUGAUAGGAACCAUUCAAAGGACAUUCGAAGUGGGCACGGAGCAGGCAGAAUGCUUGUAUUCUGAACUACUGCAGUGCACAAGGAAGAAGAAUCUGAUCACGGUGUUCCGCAUCACGGAGCGGCCGGAGGGCAUCACCCAGGAGCUGGACCAGACGAUCCUGACGGCGCUCUUCAAGAGCCAGCACCUGUCGCCGUCCGAGCAGCUGAGCCUCGCCCUCACGUGGAACCGCGUUGACAUCGCCCGAUCCGAGAUCUUCGUCUACGGCCAGGAGUGGCCCCCAGGGGCGCUGGACGAGGCCAUGAUGCAGGCUCUGGAGCACGACCGCACCGACUUCGUCAAGCUGCUGCUGGAGAACGGGGUCAGCAUGAAGAAGUUCCUCUCCAUCCCGCGCCUCGAGGAGCUAUACAACACGAAACAAGGCCCUUCCAAUACUCUAGGAUACAUCUUACGAGAUGUCCGCCCUCACAUUCCUCGCGGCUACAUCUACACGUUGCAUGACAUUGGCCUGGUCAUCAACAAGCUCAUGGGAGGAGCGUACAGGGCGUCGUACACGCGGCGGAAGUUCAGACUGAUUUACGCGAAAGUGAUGAAGAAAUCCCCGCACGUGCACCGAAACAGCGCCUCCUUCAUCCGGUACUACGGCAACACGAAUCUCACGCUGAGCCUGUUGGCGGAAACCAUGCCGACCCUGAGAGAGACCAGCCUUUUCGACUACCCCUUCAAUGAGCUGCUGACGUGGGCGGUGCUGACCAAGCGGCAGGAGAUGGCACUGCUCAUGUGGCAGCACGGGGAGGAGGCGCUGGCCAAGGCACUCGUCGCCUGCAAGCUGUACAAGGCGAUGGCCAACGAGGCGGCCGAGGACGACCUGGAGACCGAGAUCUACGAGGAGCUCAGGAACUACGGCAAGGAGUUCGAGAACAUAGCGCUGGAGCUCCUGGACUACUCGUACCGGCAGGACGACGACCAGACGCAGCAGCUGCUGACCUGCGAGCUGCAGAACUGGAGCGGCCAGACAUGCCUGAGCCUGGCCGUGACUGCCAACCACCGCGCCCUGCUCGCACACCCCUGCAGCCAGAUCAUCCUGGCCGACCUGUGGAUGGGCGGCCUGCGCACCCGCAAGAACACCAACAUCAAGGUGAUCCUCGGUCUGCUGUGCCCGCUCUACAUCCUCAAGCUGGAGUUCAAGUCCAAGGAGGAGCUGCAGCUGAUGCCGCAGACGGCGGAGGAGCACCAGAUCUGCCUGGAGGAGGAGAACGAGAGCCUGGACGACCGCCCGGCCGACCAGCGCAACACCGAGCCGGACGCCGAGAAGAAGGGCCGAAAGUUUAGCGUGAGGAGCCGUUCGUCCAGUCAGCAGGGCAUCAAGGCACUUCUCACUCACGACAACUUUGUCAUGCGCGACACAGUUGUCCACGAAAAUGGCAAAGUGGUGACGGAAGAUGACAGCAACAGCCAGAUAUUCCACGUGCCCCUGGACUACUACGAGGUGAAAGCCAACAGGCCGCUGAGACUCAAGAAGAAGCUGUACGAGUUUUACACUGCUCCCAUAACCAAGUUCUGGGGACACUCUAUUGCGUAUGUCAUAUUCCUAAUGCUCUUCAGCUAUGUGGUGUUAGUGAAGAUGGAGGCAACACCAUCUUGGCAGGAAUUUUAUGUUAUUUCCUACAUAAUUACACUAGCCUGCGAAAAAAUAAGAGAAAUUGUUUCAUCGGAACCGGUUGCCAUUGGGCACAAGUUCUCAGUAUGGGUGUGGAACAUGUGGAACCCAUGUGAUGCCUCUGCCAUAAUCUUUUUCCUGGUGGGCCUGGGCUUGCGCCUGAGGCCGUCGACCAUGCAGGUCGGCCGGAUAAUAUAUUGCGUGGACAGCAUUUACUGGUACCUGCGCAUCCUCAACAUCCUGGGCGUGAACAAGUACCUCGGACCGCUCGUCACCAUGAUGGGCAAGAUGGUCAAAAACAUGAUCUACUUCGUCGUCCUGCUGCUGGUGGUGCUGAUGAGCUUCGGGGUGUGCCGGCAGUCGAUACUGUUUCCUGACAGCGAGCCCAGUUGGCGGCUGGUGCGAGAAGUGUUCUUCCAGCCGUACUUCAUGCUGUACGGAGAGGUGUUCGCCACGGACAUAGAUCCUCCGUGCGGGGAGGCCGACGGCAUGGUCAAGUGCCAGCCCGGACGCUGGAUCACCCCGACCGUCAUGUCCAUAUACCUCCUCGUGGCCAACAUACUGCUCAUAAACUUGCUGAUAGCAGUGUUCAACAACAUCUUCAACGAGGUGAACGCGGUGUCCCACCAGGUUUGGAUGUUCCAGCGCUUCACUGUGGUCAUGGAGUAUGAGCAAAAGCCGGUUCUGCCUCCCCCCCUGAUCGUACUGGACCACCUGUACCUGCUUGUCAAGUUCUGUCGGCGUAAAGUUAACGGAGAGCAAGAGAUAUUCGACAACGCGCUCAAGUUGUUCCUUGAUAGCGAUGACCUAGAAAGACUGUACGAUUUUGAGGAGGAGUGUGUCGAAGGUUACUUCCGCGAGCAGGAGAUGAAACUGCAUAUGUCUAGUGAUGAGCGCAUCAAGAGCACUUCAGAGAGAGUGGAAAACAUGGUGCAGAAAGUAGAGGACAUCAACAUCAAAGAAAAUUCUCAGUCAUCUUCUAUACAAAGCGUUGAAUUUCGCUUGCGAAAUCUUGAAGAACUGUCACAGCAAACUGUACAACAUUUGGCAGUAAUUCAUAGAUUCAUGGCAACACAUGUCAAAGAUCCACUUUCUGCAGACAUCCUGGAUGUGAAAAUGGCGGCAGAAAGACUGAGACGGUGCAGUGACAGGUCUGAAGAUACAAAGGUAGCUUCUGAAGUUUCUGAUCCUAGUGACAAGCUGUUACUUCCACCAGGUUUCAACAAAGAUAACUUGGCUAGAAGAAGGCCUACGAGGUCACUCACUGAAGUUAGGCCUGAUCCAUUUAUCUUUGGUGAAACUUUCCAUUUGCGAAUGGAAGAGAGAGCUAGAUCACCAGAUAAGGCUAGGAGUAAAACAAGCCAUCUUUUAGAAGAGGAAGAAGAAGAGGAAGAACGAGAAAGUGUGGAUGAAACAAAGAGUCCAUUGUCUCGAAGAGGCAGUAAAAAGAUUUCUGCACAGGUGUCAAGGCAGAAAAGUUUUUAUAAGAAUUCUGUAGGAGAGCACUCAAAUAGUCCACCAGGUUCCAAAGGAAAGAGUGCGGAUGUUGUGGAAGAUGAUGAUGAAAGUCCCGAGGUUGAUGAGCUCAUGGAUCGUUUCCAAAACGAUUCGGUUCAAUUCCGAUCUCUCAGAAGAGAAAGCGAAAUAUAUCGCAAGCCAAGUUUUGACCUGGGUGAUGGUGAUGGCUCGGAGAUAGGAAGCAUCUCUCAUCGCACUCCCAUGUUAACCACAAGACAGCUGAGCAAGACACAUUCCGAACCCGAAAACGCAACAUGCAAUAAUUCAUUAGAUGGUAGUGAUUUUCCGCGUGCAGCACUGGUCGAGCGUAGUGUCACUUGGGCGGAACCUCGGAUAACGGUGAUCCCGCCUGCUUCCAAGUCCCGGUCAUCUCGGCUGAUGACCAUGCACACGGAAUACACGAGCAUCACGGACGAACUGGAGACGGUGUGCGGACUGCUGAGCCCGCCGUGCACGCCACACUUGCUGUCUCCUCCACGGCCAGGGGAAGCCGUGCCACAGCGCAUGCGUCACACGUCCGAGAUGUCCAACCCAGAGAUGGCUCUUUACAUCGAGAAAGAGCACCUGCGAGAUGCGGAGGAGAGCGAUUAUCAAAUGAUGGAGCGGCUCAUCAUGCGGCGGGAGACUCGUGACGACGAGACUCCGGAGAAUCCUUGUUUCUUGACUGUUGCAAACGAGGUGCGUGAAUAUCGCACCCCUCAGCCCUACCGAUCUUUGCGCCGAAGCAGUGCCAUCGAAGUCAAAGACUUUCCGACUCCGAUGGCAUCGCAUAUGCCCUCUAUUCCUGGAGACGAAUCAGCCGUCGAUGUUGACCAGCCACUGGAAGAGUUAAGGCCGAGUGAAUCUGACAGUACGGCUUGCCUCGUUCCUACUUCGGAGACUAUGUGUUAAUGUAGAUAAUUAUUAGGCAUAUCAUAAAUCAACUCCUCAUGAACCAGAGGCAGUGCUGAAAUGUGGUGCAUAUCAAUUACAAUAUUACAUAUUUUAGCAAAAUAUUUUUUGGAUUAUGCACACUUAAAAUUGAUCUCGUACUGUUGUGGACUCGAAGUGAACACUUGUUUUGAUAUGGAAUGAUGAUGAUAAGAUGAUAAAAGUGUUAGAACUGUUAUUCAGUAAAGUGUAUGAGAACUUUUUCACCACGGGCUGGCCUGUGUAUAUCAAGAUUAUUGAAGACAUAGACAUAUAGCAAUUUAUUCUUACUAGCAACUUAUUUGAUAAUUAAAACUAUUGAGAUAUGUUUAAAAUCAUUGUAACAAUUUCUGUUUUUAAUGUGGUCAUUCACACACUAUUUUAUGUUAUUGAUAUGUGUUUUCAUACCACAUAAAUAACAUUUAUACAUGUUAAUAAGCUUCAUUAUGAAAGCAAUACAUAAAAGACAGACUGCAGUAGUUGUUAAAAAAAUUGAAAGAAAUCUUUAGCAAUAGUAUUAAGAAUCAAUUAUUAUGUGAGAAUGAACGUACAUAAAAUGUUUAUGUGAUAAACACAAUCAUUUAAUGGGUGCAUAGUCUGAUUAUUGUACUUAGUGGUACACUGCAUGCAGUAUUUCCCCAAUAUUUUAUUCUGUGUAAUAAGUUUAUUUUUUUAAAUAAACAUUUUUUUUAAAGAAACGAGUGCUUGAGUAUGAAGAACAUGUGUGUUAUCUGAAAUUUUUUGUAAAACUGUGCUAUUGACUUGAAUGUGUAAUUUAAAACGUCAAUAUAUACUUUUUAAAUGAUUCUUAAAAGGUGCUAAAAAAAUUUCUUAAAAAUGUG